AUGACUCGAGUCUAUGUUACGAGAUGUUUGCCUGAGGAUAGUGCUCGCCUAUUGCAGAAAGAUGGCAUCAACGUCGUCAUGAGAAGUACUGAUGAUGCUAUACCAAGACAAGAAUUAUUAGACAAUAUUCCAGGAUGCGAUGCACUCAUUUGUAUGCUGACGGAUAAAGUUGACAAAGAUGUCCUAGAUGCAGCAGGCAAGCAUGAUACUAAAUUAAAUCAUUUAACAAGUCCAAGUUUAAAGGUUAUCGCUACUGUUUCAGUUGGUUUUGACCAUAUUGAUUUGGAUGAAUGUAAAAAGAGGAAUAUCGUUGUCAGUAACACCCCAAGAGUGUCAACAGACGCAGUAGCUGAAUUAACCGUAGCCUUACUUUUGGCCACGUCCAGGCGUCUUAUGGAGUGUGCUAAUGCUGUAAAAAAUGGUGAUUGGAAAAGUUGGGGUUUACUUUGGAUGUGUGGAACCGAACUACGAGGCAGUACUGUUGGUAUUUUUGGCCUUGGACGAAUCGGUAUCGCUAUCGCUACACGCUUACAGUGUUUUGGAGUAAAACAAUUUUACUAUACUGAUAUCGUAGAGGUACCUCAAGUUGAAAUUGAAGAUCUCUUAAAAAGCUGUGAUUUCAUAAUCAUCAAUUGCGCAUUAACACCGGAGACAGCGGGCCUUUUUAACGAGAAAGCAUUUGCAAAAAUGAAGAACAAUUGCGUUCUUGUUAAUGCUGCUAGGGGCGGCGUGAUCAACCAGAAAGAUUUAUACCAAGCACUAGUCUCCGGAGCCAUCAAGGGUGCUGGACUUGAUGUAACUGACCCGGAACCAAUGGCGAAAGAUGAUCCAUUACUGACCUUAAAUAACUGCGUUGUUUUGCCACACAUCGGUAGUAAUACCAUGGAAACAAGAACGGAAAUGGCCAGUUUAGCGGUUAACAACGUCUUGGCUGUCUUGGAUGGUAAACCACUGCUAACCCCAGUUCCACGUUAA
This is a messenger RNA of Trichoplax adhaerens, 975 nucleotides long. RefSeq lists its product as uncharacterized. Gene Ontology annotation, cellular component: cytosol. Gene Ontology annotation, molecular function: hydroxypyruvate reductase [NAD(P)H] activity; glyoxylate reductase (NADPH) activity; NAD binding. The record is from RefSeq and is a predicted model, not a curated record. The transcript has 12 exons. Lineage: Eukaryota; Metazoa; Placozoa; Uniplacotomia; Trichoplacea; Trichoplacidae. Bases 1 to 975 code for a protein of 324 amino acids.